Molecule: messenger RNA, 888 nt
Organism: Lagenorhynchus albirostris (white-beaked dolphin)
Lineage: Eukaryota; Metazoa; Chordata; Mammalia; Artiodactyla; Delphinidae
Product: double homeobox protein 4C-like
Exons: 6
Coding region: 1-888 (295 amino acids)
Molecular function (GO): DNA binding
Source: RefSeq, a predicted model, not a curated record
AUGGAUUCGUCCAGCUCAUCCGGCACAUACAGCACCUCCAGAGGCCGACUCUCAAGACCAUCGCGAAGGAGGAGGCUUGUUCUGAGUCUGAGUCAGAAGGACACCCUGCAAGCACUCUUUCAACAGAACCCCUAUCCCGGGAUAACGACCAGAGAAUGGCUGGCACGAGAACUGGACAUUCCAGAAAGCAGAAUUCAGGUUUGGUUUCAAAACCAACGAAGAAGACGCCUAAAGCAGAGCCGAUUGCUGUCGGAGAAUGCCUUCAAAGGAGGGCAGUCACAGCCGCUGCGGCCCCCACCACCUGAGGCGAGGCGAAAGAGGACUUUCAUCUCUCCUUCUCAAACAAGGGUCCUUAUGCAAGCCUUUGAGAGGGAUCGAUUUCCAUCUAUUGCUGCCAGGGAAGAAUUGGCUCACCAGACAGGAAUUCCCGAACCUCGAAUCCAGAUAUGGUUCCAGAACCGAAGAGCUCGGCACCCAAAGCAGAGCGCUAGUGGGCCUGUGAAUGCCUUAGCCAAAGGCCCUGAUGCCACAUCAGCUGUGACUGCCCUGUCGGACCAAAAGGCUUCCUAUGGGUGCUGUGUGGGCCAGCCGUUGAUGUUCAUCAUGCUCCAGCCCAGCCUGGCAGCCCUUCAGAGAUGCCAGAACCCACAGCCUCUUCUGGCCACAGUUCCGUGGGGCGAACCGUCACAUGCUCUCAUCGCCAGUGGGCAGCCUGCCCAGGGGGCCAUCUGGCCACCUGCACCACCAGAGACACACUUCUGGCAGCAGCAGGCAAGCUCAGGUGAAGAGACAUCUCCCCAGCUGGAGCAACAGCCCCAGCGCUCAGCCCUUACAGGCUCCUCAAGCCUCCUGGAUGAACUCUUGUCAGACGUGGACAUUCUGGACUAG